Hypoxylon fragiforme is the source of this 1165-nucleotide messenger RNA. RefSeq lists its product as uncharacterized. Lineage: Eukaryota; Fungi; Ascomycota; Sordariomycetes; Xylariales; Hypoxylaceae. The transcript has a single exon. The record is from RefSeq and is a predicted model, not a curated record. The coding region runs from base 46 to 1035 and encodes 329 amino acids.
GACAACCUUUCGUUCAUUACAGAGCUGCAUUCGAAUCCAAAACAAAUGAGUAAACAAAUACCACUGUAUGUCCGGGCGUACGGGGCCGCGUGUUCCAUAAUUCACCCCGCGACCCCCUACCACAUCUCCGUGGCGUACCUCAACCGUCUCACCUUCAUCCUUCUUGUGUUCACCACCCUCACAAGCUUAGCCCUCGUCUCCGCCACCGCCGCCAUAUCCCGCCGCUCCAACAACAACAACACCAACAACAACGCCACGAUCACAGCCCUGACCAUCGCCUACCUGACCGUCGUCCCCCUCAUCGCCAUCCUCGUCCUCUUCCUCUACACCCGCAUCAUCUUCUUCAAGAGACACCCCGCCCGUUCCCCUAGCAUCCGCUACGCCGAGCCACACACCGAGUACCACGAGGACCAUUAUGAGUAUGGUAGCCGGGAGGAGCAGGAGGAGGAGGAGGGGACUGCGGAGGGCUUUACAGAAGCCCCGAGUCCGCAGGUGGGCAUGGCGGGGCUGCGAAACACCGGGUUCGAGGAUUUCGAAGCGCGGCCCUCUCAGACGUUUCCCUCAGGCUACCCGGUCCCCUCGCCCGCCGACUCGUAUCGCAGGCGCGCAUACAGGGCGGCGGCGGCGGCAGUGUAUGAGGAGGAGGAGGAGGAGGACGAUGGUGAGGAUGGUGUCGCGGCGCUGGAGAUGUACGGGCCGCUGGCGAAGCUAGCCGGCGGCGCGAUGCGGGGCGCCUACCCUCAGGGGCCGGGCGCGGCGCAGACGUUCCCCUUCUCGUCCGAGGAUCUAGAGUUGGCGGAUGAAGGCGUUUAUGACAGCAGAGGCGGUGCCCGGUUCGGGAGGGGCGUGCCGUCGCGCUACGAAGUGCGCCGGUACCCGGAGUACACGGAGAACACGGUCGCUCGGCAGGGCAGCAUGAAAGGUGUUGUUCAAAGCCCGACGAGCGCUUUCGGUCCGAGUCUGGAACGGAUGCCGGAUGGGGCUUGGGGGCUGCCGAGGCGGGACGAGAUACACCAGGACCCGAGGAAUAAAUGAUACCUAGGUCGUUUGCCUAGGUACCUAGGUUAGCUGUGCUUGAAGGUUGGGAAUGCAGGUUGACUAAAACGAGAGAGAGAGCCGUGAAGUCGAAAUACUCAACGCUAAGAGCAUACUGGGUGUACAUUCC